Dryobates pubescens (Downy woodpecker) is the source of this 957-nucleotide messenger RNA. RefSeq names its product transmembrane protein 119 (gene TMEM119). Gene Ontology annotation, biological process: positive regulation of osteoblast proliferation; ossification; positive regulation of bone mineralization. The transcript is spliced from 2 exons. Gene Ontology annotation, cellular component: plasma membrane. The record is from RefSeq and is a predicted model, not a curated record. Bases 76 to 846 code for a protein of 256 amino acids. Lineage: Eukaryota; Metazoa; Chordata; Aves; Piciformes; Picidae.
CAUCCUCACAGCUCCUUCCUCAUCAGUGUGGAGGCUGCAGGUUGAGGUUGCCACCCGCGAGCCCUCGGGGGGACGAUGGCGGCGAGGCCAGCGCUGGGCUCCCGGCCGCUGGUGCUGGCGUUGGUGGUGCUGGCCGCGGCAGAAGCGGCGGCGCCCCGGCGGGCGGCCGUGCUGCCCGAGGCGGUGGGCAGCGGGGACGGCGAGGAGGUGCCGGCCACGCCGCCCGGCCGCCGCCUGACGCCGGGCAGCAGCCCCACCGUGGGGACCGCCGCGGGGACGGCCGUCACCAACAGCUCGGCGCCGGGGGGCCUGCUGGAGGGGCUGGCGGACUUCUUUAAGGAGUACAUGCUGCUGGUGGUGGUGGUGGGCUCGCUGGCCUUCGUCCUCCUCUUCAUCAUCUGCGCCGCCGUCAUCGUGCGGCAGAAGCACAAAGCCUCCGCCUACUACCCGUCCUCCUUCCCCAAGAAGAAGUACGUGGACCAGCGGGACAAGGUGGGGGGGCCGCGGGAUUUCACCGAGGUGCCCGAGAAAGCCCCCGACCCCGGCGCUGAGGAGCCCCUCGACGGCAACCAGCAGCUGCAGGCGGACAUCCUCGCCGCUGCCCAGAACCUCAAAUCCCCCGCCAAGGCAUCGCUGGCCAACGGCCCCCAGGGGGAGCAGAGACCCCCCCGAGAGGAGGAGGAGGAAGAAGAGGAAGGAAGCAAAAAGCAGGGUGAUGAGCAACCUGCUGCUGAGCCCGCACCCCAAAAUCCAGGCGCUGAGGAAGCAGCGGCUGCAACAGGAGCCGGGGGGAAAGGGGAUGCUGCCGUGCCCCAGGACGGCCCUGUGGCUCCCCCUGGCAUCUAGGGCAGGGACUUGGUCCUGGGUGAACCUGAGGAGCUGCCGGCUCAGGGGACACCCUGGCCACACGAUGGACAUGGUGGUUUGUACGUGGUGGCUCAAAGAGGCCCCGAUGAA